Messenger RNA from Ruditapes philippinarum (Manila clam), 894 nucleotides. RefSeq names its product proline-rich transmembrane protein 1-like. NCBI's taxonomy places the organism in Eukaryota, Metazoa, Mollusca, Bivalvia, Venerida, Veneridae. The transcript is spliced from 4 exons. The record is from RefSeq and is a predicted model, not a curated record. Gene Ontology annotation, cellular component: membrane. The coding region runs from base 128 to 562 and encodes 144 amino acids.
AAGAAAAACCAAACAUUUUAUUACCAUUGUCACAAACAGAAAUUAAUCUAUUUCCGGUUAAGUGUUAUCAAGGAUGUUACUGUCCAUUUUGCAACACUAGAUCGGAAGCUGUUAGCUGGUGAAAAUCAUGAUGGAUGCUGAAAAUAAAGGAUACGAUCAAGGACCACCGCCAGGAUAUAACCAGGGACAACCGGCCGGUGGAUAUCAAGGACAACCGACCGGUGGAUAUCAAGGACAACCUGGUUACGGCCAACCACCGGCCACAGUGGUCGUCACCACUCAGCCGGUUGCUGGUGUCGUCACGGUUGGUACACGGCCACCAGACUACCUGAUACCGUCCAUUCUUGCAUGUUUAUGUUGUUUCUGGCCCACUGGAAUCUUUGCCAUCUAUUACGCUUUGAGGACUAAUACACUUGUCGGAGAAGGUAACCAGACAGGUGCGUUUGCGGCGGCUAAAACCGCUAAAACUCUCACAAUCGUCAGCGUCAUUGUUGGCCUUGUUUGGAUCCUUAUUUGCAUCAUUGUGACAGCGACAUCGGGUGGUUCCAGAACGUCAUACUAAUGGCAAUCUGCGAGAUGAAAUUCGAAAUCGACAAUUGAAGUAUUGAUUCCGAAAAGUCCAAAUAAAAUUAAAUAGAUAUAUUGAGAAACAAACAUUGUAAGGAAAGUGAAUACAUCUAGGACUUGUUAAUACCUAUUGUAAUUUGUACACAAAUUAGUCCCUAUAAUAUAUAACGGAUUUCGUUCCAACAAUGACUUGUGCCGAAGCGAAAAGGGAUGUUCAACAUUAAAUACAUUUGAAUAUAAACUUGUCAUGAUCUUCUCAAUAUUUAAAUUAACUAAUGUAUUUAUUUUGUUUAUUUUUUUUAAUAAAUAAAUUCAUGUAAACGUUAA